Anopheles stephensi (Asian malaria mosquito) is the source of this 2162-nucleotide messenger RNA. Its product is annotated as LIM/homeobox protein Awh-like. Gene Ontology annotation, cellular component: nucleus. Gene Ontology annotation, biological process: neuron differentiation; regulation of transcription by RNA polymerase II. Bases 856 to 1791 code for a protein of 311 amino acids. The record is from RefSeq and is a predicted model, not a curated record. NCBI's taxonomy places the organism in Eukaryota, Metazoa, Arthropoda, Insecta, Diptera, Culicidae. Gene Ontology annotation, molecular function: RNA polymerase II transcription regulatory region sequence-specific DNA binding; DNA-binding transcription factor activity, RNA polymerase II-specific. The transcript is spliced from 6 exons.
GCGGAGCCAACAGGGUCGUUGCGAGUGCAUACGGUAGAGUUUAUCCCACUUCUACCAUCGUGCAGCUUCCACUUCCGAGACCGGGUGAGGGUGAUUGUUGGUCGGUCUCUUUUACCCUGCCGUUGGUUGCUCGGCUUCGGUUGCUGCCGCUUAUUUACUGCCGCCCGGUAGGGGCUUAUGUCGAACGCAAACUGUCAAAAGAGCGCGAGAUUCCGCGAGAUUCCAGUCCCAAGCAAAUAACGGUUACGAUUAGACGUGCGUGUAAACGAAUUCUGAACGGCGCAACAGACGCCGCGAGUGGUGGUUUUUGUUGUUGUGGUCGAACGAUCGAUCGGUGUGAAGUGGAUCGGUUGGGCGCGAAAACCCGCCUAAAAAAAAAAAAAAAAUACAGCUGAAGGAAUUUUGGGUGAAAUUGUGUUGCUGUGCGAACAAACCUGAGAUAUGGAAUCGGAGCAUCGGUCAGGAUAAUCAGUAGUGUGAACAAGAGGGUGAAUAAAAUCACUAAAAGUUUUUAUGUGAAAAUACAUUUCUAGAAGGAAUAUGAUAGUCCGUGUGAUAAGUGUGAUUAGAAUAGUUAGAGUAUAGUGCAAAAAGUGAUUAUAGGGGUACACAUCCUUGUGGGAGUCUUUUAAAGUUAUCAUGAAUUUAAAGCAAAAUAAGGGGUUAUAAUAAAAAUACUACAAAAAUCAUUACCAUAAGUCUGGAAGAGUAAGUAACUGUGCUGUGCUUAAAAUGGCGAAUGCGAUAAAGUAAGCAAUGAUGGCACUUUCCACGAAGAAAAACUCAACGAAGAUGUAAAAAACAAUCUGCAUUUUGCACUAUAUUGCAAUCCACCACAAAUAUUAGCUGUAUAUAAUGAAGAAAGAGCUGCGAUCCUGCACGGCCUGCGGUGAACCCAUAUCGGACAAGUUCCUGCUAGACGUCGGUGGCUGUUCGUGGCAUUCGGCCUGCUUACGCUGCUGCAUCUGCCACACACCGCUCGACCACCAACCGUCCUGCUUUCUGCGCGAGCGUCAAAUCUACUGCAAAACCGAUUACACCAAGACGUUCGGUACCAAGUGUGCCCGGUGCAGCCGUACGAUCAGUGCCACCGACUGGGUACGGCGGGCGCGCGAUCUUAUCUUUCAUCUUGCCUGCUUUGCCUGUGAUAGCUGUGGGCGCCAGUUGUCGACCGGAGAACAGUUCGCCCUCGUAGACGAUAAGGUACUGUGCAAGACGCACUACUCGGAGAUGUUUGACUGUGGCACCUCGAGCGAUGACGGUUGUGAGGCGGAUGGCUAUCAGAAGAACAACAAAACGAAACGUGUCCGGACCACGUUCACCGAGGAGCAGUUGCAGAUCCUUCAGGCUAACUUUAACAUCGACAGCAACCCGGACGGACAGGAUCUGGAGCGGAUAGCAUCGGUAACGGGUCUGAGCAAGCGGGUGACGCAGGUUUGGUUCCAGAAUUCGAGGGCACGCCAGAAGAAGCACGUUCAAGUUCCUAGAGAAGGUGAAAUGAAUCCGUUUGCGAGGCAUAUCAACCUGCAGCUUUCGUACACCUUCCAGCAGGCCGGUGUCGUCCACAACCCGCUGCACAUUGGCGCUGGUGGUGGUGGUGGUGGUCUCCUUAAUGGGUCCCCGUUCGCCAGCAAUGGUCACUUUGGCAGCCAUCAUCACAAUAACAACAACAAUAGUAGUAGUAUCAACAAUAAUCACUCGUCCAAAUCGUCCGCCUACAGUACGCAUGAUUCCUCACUGGACGAGCUAUCGGAGGACUCGGCGAUACAUUGCAUGCAGAGUGAAGCUUAGCGAAGGAAGGCGCAACUCCAUCACCUCCAUUUAGCAGUCGAUUAGUUUAGUCGUAAUGGGCCACAUGGUUUUGAUGCCGUGUUUGUUGUUGAUCAGUAUUAAUUUAUUUCUAACACGCUAUUCCCGGGACAAAAACAAUAACAGGUCCGCUCAUUCCAAGUUUUAGCUCCAACUCCCUACGUCCUGAAAAAUUAUGUUUUAUUGUCCCAAUUCUCAUUGCGGAACUGUGCACGGUUUCAAAUUCGCGUCCCACCAUCACCCGGUGUGUUGCUAAAUUAUUGUCCCUUCCUAGCAUAGUUGUGGCCUUAAGUCCUCUACCCCCCCUCCCCAAAAAAAGGAAGUUCGUUUCAAACGGCAACGGUAUAGGAAAA